UUUGUCCAAAAUUCGCAGGUUGUCCUUUUUUUCCUUGUACAUAUGUGCACAAUCUUCUCCCACAAUCUCGCUCUUCAGGUUCAAAAAUAAAUUAUUUUCUACAUCUCACGGAUUUCGCUAUCUGCUAGUGGGAAGAGUCCACUCCACUGUUCAUCAAUGAAUGUUUCCACAUAAAAUCAAAAUCUUCCCAAGAGCCUUUUUAUGCUUUAAAACCUACAUUGAUUCCAUCAUCAACGCAUGAUUUAUGAAUGAUUUUGUUAACAUGUUGUGGGCCUUUGGUUCUUUGCGGGUUUUCAUCUCCAAUUAUGUUCUCUAUUCAUUUGGAUUGAUACUCAGAUACAUCUUCAGGUUUCUUCAAUUAGGUGAUGCAUCAAACGAGCUCACUGUUCCGACACAACUACAAGCUGAUGGAACCGAGAGGAACCAGUUUCAUGAUUCUAAGAUUGAUGGGUUCGGAGAAGAGCUGGCUAAUUUCCUAUUUUGGAGUGAAGAAAGAGAAGAAACAGAGAGCUCUGUUACGAAGGAGAUUGAGUCUAACAUUCAUGAAGAUAGUACGGAUAGAGGAACAGAAGAAGAUGGAUCUGUUUUAAUGGAGAGUGACUCUGUUGAAUAUCUUAUUCAUGAAGAUGGUAAGGAAAGUGAAGGAGAAACAGAGGGGUUUGUUUCCAUGGAAACUGACUCUAAUGUUCAUGAAGAUGGUAAGAUAAUAGAGGAAAAUGAAACAGAGAGCUCUGUUUUCAAGGAUGAGAAGUCUAAUUAUGUUCAUCAUGAUAGUAAGGAGAGAGAAGAAGAAGAAAAGGAAGAAGAAGAAGAAAAAGAGGGUUCAGUUUUUGUGGAAACUGAAUCAGUAACAAACACUAAUAAGUGUCAGUACUUGAUAGGAAAAGAUAUCAGUGGGUUCAUAGAAGAACCAACAACAUUGAGGUUCAGUUUUCGAGAUUUUUAUAUGAGUCCAGAUGUUUCACAUGUUUCUGAUAAUUCAUAUGCCGACGACACUGAAAUUAUUGCCGACAAGGAAAUUUCAGUGCUUGAUUCGGAGAAAUACCCUGUAGCUGGAGAAGAAAGAGAGGAAUUUGUUCUAGAAGAUGUUACUAUGCCUUCUAGCGAUAUUCCAUUUCGCUUUGAGAGUGAGGCGUUUGGUGGAACUGAUUCAUCUGAUGAAGAUUAUUUUCUUUUCAAUGAAAAUUCAGUGACAUCUGAUUCAGAGUCAGAAUCAUCUUGCUCAAGUGGUCUAAUCUGGGGAAACAGUAACAAAAUCGAUGAUUCAAUUACAUAUCAGUUUCUGGGUGGUAAAAGUGGCGGUGAAGGAUUUGAAUCUGAGAUUUUGAAGCUGAUGAUGAGAGAGGAAAGAACAGAAGAUGUGGAGGAAAAACAAUCUUCGUGUGAUAGAAAAGUUUCAGAAUUUAAAGUUCAUGGCAUUUAUUCUGAAGAUGGGUAUAUAGAAAUGGAACCGGGCAUGAAGGAUUUGAAGUUUUUGAAUGUGCAUGGUUUUGGUGGUAUAGACUCUAUCAAACCUGUGGUCAAAGAUCAAAAAGAAGGUUCACACCAUGAAGAAGAGGAAUUGAGUGUAUUAGAGUCUGAUGAGCAAGAUGAGGAUGACUUUGAAUGGGAGCAUGAUGAUUUAGUAGAACAGUUGAAAUUGGAAUUGAAAAAUGCAAGGCAAGGAGGACUUGCCACAAUUUUAGAAGAAGAAGAAGAGGAGGAGGAGGAAGAGGAGGAGCAAACAGAGCCCACAAAAGUAGCUGAAGAUCUAAAGCCACUGAAAAUUGAAGAGAAGCUCGAGUACAAAGAUCAUAUUGAUGAAAUUGAAAAGGUUUACAAGAGCUAUGCAGAGAAAAUGCGGAAACUUGAUAUCAUGAAUUACCAGAUCAUGCAUGCAUUAGGUCUUCUUCAACUUAAAGACCCUCUUAAGUUAAUUUCAAUACCAAAACCCACCAUCUCAGGUGCUAAGCCUGUAAUCUCUCAGAAUUUGUGGUCACGCAAAGCUUCAAAGAACACAUCUAACCCACUACUAAAGCUUGUUCAUGAACUGCAUAGAGAUUUGGAAUUGGUAUAUGUUGGGCAGGUUUGCCUCUCAUGGGAAAUCCUAUGUUGGCAACACAAGAAAGCUCAUGAGUUACAACAAUAUGAUUCACAAGGGUCUCAUAGGUAUAACCUUGUUGCUGAUGAGUUUCAACUUUUUCAAGUCUUAGUGCAGAGAUUCAUAGAGAAUGAGCCAUUUCAAGGCCCCAGGAUUCAGAACUAUGUCAAGAACCGAUGUGUGAUUCGCAACCUGCUCCAAGUUCCAGCCAUUAAAGAUGAUGGUAAAGGGGAUGAGGAGCACCCUAUUGCAAGCGGAAUGUUAGCAGACAUCAUCAAGGAAUCAAUGAGGGUGUUCUGGGAAUUUGUUAAAGCAGAUAAAGAUUAUGGGAAUGUGAUCCUUAAAGUUUCUCAUCAAAUUGGAACUGGUCUCAAAGACCCUGAAGUUUCAGGUCUUCUAGUAGACAUUAGAACACAACUACAGAAGAAGGAGAGAAAGCUCAAGGACAUAGUGAGAACUGGGAAUUGCAUAGUAAAGAAGUUCCAAAAGCACCAUGAGGAUCCACUUGAUCAUGAACAGUUGGUAGCUCAGGUUGGGUUGAGAUUGAUUUCAAGGGUGGUAAACAUGUCAAAAUUGAGAAAAGAACAGCUAAUAUGGUGUCAUGAAAAGUUACACAGAAUCAAAUUUUUGAGCAGGAAAAUCGUCCAGGUGGAACCUUCUUUUUUGCUCUUUCCAUGUUGACUCAUCCACGGGCAUUUCUUCUCAUAUGUAGAGAUACAUUUUCACAGAAAAUGAUAUACUAGCUUAAAUAGAAAUUGGACUGAUGGCACAAAAAUUCUCACUGUAUAUAUAUAAUCUAUGUAUAAGCUUCUUGCUAAUACAUCAUGGUUGUCUAAUAAAUUGUAAGCUUAUGCAAAGUUUUGGUGUCAAAUUUGU
This is a messenger RNA of Gastrolobium bilobum, 2956 nucleotides long. RefSeq lists its product as uncharacterized. Lineage: Eukaryota; Viridiplantae; Streptophyta; Magnoliopsida; Fabales; Fabaceae. The record is from RefSeq and is a predicted model, not a curated record. Bases 245 to 2761 code for a protein of 838 amino acids. The transcript is spliced from 5 exons.